AUGGUCGACGAGCUGUUACCAGUUUCUAUCAAUGACUGUCCAACACCGAAAGUUAUGCGUCGACGCAUGUACAUCGGAGGAGUGAUAUCCAAACAUCGUUCUAGCUUCAAUCUUCAAGUGCCUGGAUACGACGGUUGCAUAAGAGAUUUCAAAGUGAAUAAUGUAGCGCAAAGCUUAGAAGGUGAAUCAUCUCGUGACAUCAUCCCUUGUGCUCGCCCAACGAAGGGUAUGUACGCCCACGAGGGAGGAUUUGCAGUUUUUGAUGGCCUCCAGAAAGCAAUCAAAGAUGGCUCUCGUAACAUCGAUAUCUCACUGAGUUUCCGACCAAUUGUAGACGAGGGUACAUUACUGGCUAUACUUACCAACAGUAAUCCGGAAAAAGCACGUCUCACCAUUGAGAUAAAGCGGGACAAGGUACUGGUUACUGUCAUUCAUGAAGCUAGCGGACUGGAGAUAAGAGACGCCAUCCCAGCUCUACGCCCCCUUUGUGACGAUGCUUGGCAUACUAUGCAUUUGCUUGUGGGACAGAAGGUCAUGGAAAUCAGGAUUGAUGAGGAACGCAACGAACUUCCAAUUGAUCACAUGUCAGCAGAAGCUCGAGACCUACUGCUCAAUCUUCCUCUGAAUAUCGCAGGGGUUUCAGCUCCCGUUGCGGAAAAACUUUCGAUGACGUCCCUUGUUGGAUGUUACAAAGAUUUGAAGCUCUCAGGUCACCCAAAAUAUUUUGAGAGUGCGCAGAAGAGCAACAAAGCUGCCGUUGAUGCGUGCCCAUUUCACUAA
Molecule: messenger RNA, 780 nt
Organism: Strongylus vulgaris
Lineage: Eukaryota; Metazoa; Nematoda; Chromadorea; Rhabditida; Strongylidae
Source: the annotation of a GenBank genome assembly